Molecule: messenger RNA, 5679 nt
Organism: Lagopus leucura (white-tailed ptarmigan)
Lineage: Eukaryota; Metazoa; Chordata; Aves; Galliformes; Phasianidae
Gene: N4BP1
Product: NEDD4 binding protein 1
Exons: 7
Coding region: 6-2801 (931 amino acids)
Biological process (GO): negative regulation of protein ubiquitination; negative regulation of proteasomal ubiquitin-dependent protein catabolic process
Cellular component (GO): nucleus; PML body
Source: RefSeq, a predicted model, not a curated record
CGCUGAUGGCAGCUCCCUGGGCGGCCCGCGGCUCCGGGCCGGGCCUGGACGAAUUUACCGUCCCGGCCGAGAAACGCCGCUUCCUGGAGGGCAGCCGGGGCCGCAUCCAGGGCCUGUUCGAGGUGCGGCUGGCCGUCCUGGAGGCGCAGGGGGACUGGCGGCCCGCCCUCCCGCCGCCGGGGCAGCCGCCACCCGCCGCUAGGAUCUGGGUGCAGCUGGCGGGCGGCGGGAAGGCCGUGCGGAGCGCCAAGGAGUAUAUUAAGGGUCUCUGUGAACCUGAACUAGAAGAAAAAGAAUACUACCCAAAGGACAUGCACUGUAUUUUUGUUGGUGCACAGAACAUGUUUCUCAACAGUCUUAUUCAGGAUACCUGUGCUGACAUAACAGUGCUGGAAAUAGGAUUGCUUAGUAUUAAAGGGGGUGCAGAAGCAGUUGUUAUGGCUCAAAGUCAAGUUCAGCAGUUUGUGAAGCUUUUUGAGAAUAAUGAAAGCUUGUCAAGCGAAUAUGAAUCAGAUAUUAAAAAGCAAUUUAGGCAAUUUGUGGAGGCACAUGCAGAUAAAUAUACAAUGGAUUUACUGAUUUUGCCUAGCUCGCUAAAAAGAGAACUCCUAACUCUUACGCAAACUGAAUGUUGUGAGUCAGGGGGUGGUAUUAUAGAUCUUACGCGGUCUGGAAGCCCAGCAGAGCUCUUACAGGACAAAACCUCUGAAGUAAUUGUUACAAGCAGAGAUGGAAAAACAGGAGAUGAGGAAGAGAGAAACAAUGCUGGGACUCCUGUAACUGAGCUUACAAAGCAAAUGGACAAUGUGUUUUCUGAUGCUCCCGAAACAAGUUUUGUUCCCAUAAAUGUUGUGCCUCCAUUAGAGGCAAUGGCAUCUAAAGAAAGGCAAUCUUGUAAAAGAAGAUUUUCUGAUGCUGAGGAAAGUCUCCCUAAAAAGCAGUUCUCUUUGGAAAAUGACCAGGAAGUGAAUUCUGUCUUACACAGUGAUCCUUCCAAGAGGGAUGAUGUUAUCGAUCUGAUUUCAGGUAGCUGUGGUGAAUUAGAUGAUCCCAGUUACUGUAUAAAAGAAGGUGAUGAUAUCAGUGAGGAAAUAGAAUAUAAGAUUCUUGUAAACUUUUUUAGAACAAUGGGAUAUUCACAAAGUAUUGUGGAAAAAGUUAUUGGUGUUCUAGGACAGUCUGUGGAACCCUUAACAUUGCUAGAAGAAAUUGAAAAAGAAAACUUGAAACUUCAAAAAGAAAAAGAAUGGUCAUCUAAAACGCCUAGAACUACAAAUCUUUGUUCAGGAAGUAAUGCAAAUAGUCCACAUAUCCUAGAAGAUGAGGACAUUUCUUGCAAGAAAAAUCCACUUAAAACCAGUCAUACUUCAAAUGAGAUGAGAACAGAACGUCACAAAAUCAGAGAGAUCUCAAGUACUCAAAUUGAUGCGGAAGAUAAAAUGCAUGUAUCUGUAUGCAAACCUGUCUCUCCUGGUAAAAGUUCAGCUAUAUGCUAUAAACAAAGAGAUAACUAUUGUCCUGCUAAGAAUCAUAACUCAACAUCAAGUGAUACAGAAACUGAUGGUUCUGUACCUCUCAGUCCUACGCAGGCUGGAGCUCCCAAAGGUGUUGAUUUUGUAGCCAGAGGGAGCUCAGAUGUGUGGCGUACCUCAGCUAAGAGUAAAAAUGCAGUUCAGCAAAAAUCUGCAGGGUCCUCACCUGUGCAGAAUAGUCAUCCUGUUGUAGAGGACCAGUUAGGACACUGCAGCUCUUAUCAAGUGAGAUCUCCCAACCAACACACUUCUCAAAUGUCAAAUUUUGAAAAUCCUACCCAAGCCCAUAUAUUGUCUUCAGAGAUAAAUUCUACAAAUCCUGACAGAGAGACGGACAGAGCAUACAGGCGUCAUAUUGAUCCUUCAAUUACUGGUGUCCAAAGAUUUCUGGAAUCUCUCAAAAAGCCAUACAGACUGGAGUUGAAAAAUGAACCUGGGAAACCAUAUUUAAAACAUAUCAUUAUUGAUGGAAGCAACGUUGCAAUUUCUCAUGGUUUAAGGAAGUUCUUCUCCUGUCGAGGAAUUGCAAUAGCUGUUGACUACUUUUGGAAACGUGGCCACAGAAAUAUUACUGUGUUUGUUCCACAGUGGAGAACAAGACGUGAUCCUUCCAUUACAGAGCAGGAUUUUUUAACACAGCUGGAAGAUGUUGGAAUAUUGUCUUUAACCCCUUCAAGGAUGGUAUUGGGAGCAAGGAUUGCUUCUCAUGAUGACAGAUUUUUAUUACAUCUUGCUGAUAAAACUGGAGGUGUUAUUGUGACUAACGAUAACUUCAGAGAAUUUGUGACAGAAUCAUUUGCCUGGAGAGAAAUUAUUCAGAAAAGGUUGCUCCAGUACACUUUUGCUGGGGACAUUUUUAUGGUUCCCGAUGAUCCCUUGGGAAGAAAUGGACCUAGAUUAGAUGACUUUCUUCAAAGUGAAAGCUGUUCUAGAACUUUUCUGUCAGCACAAAAAGCUUUACAGAGCAGAGAGCAAUAUUCUUCUGAGACACCUUUGUUUGUGCACGUUCCCAAUCCAACCAGCAGCAGUCAACAGCCUAAAAAUCGAGCACAAGGUGAUCGUUCAGCAGCAUGGCUUCCAUUGGAUACAAAUAUGAAGGCUUGUCUGUCAAUUCCACCACAAAGAUCUGCCUCAGAAACAGUACGAUUAAGAGAAGCCUUGAUAAAAAUAUUUCCUGAUUAUGAGCAAAGACAGAAGAUUGAUAAAAUAUUAGCUGAUCAUCCAUUCAUGAGAGAUCUUAAUGCACUAUCUGCCAUGGUGCUUGACUGAAGAUUACACAGGGUUUUUCUAUCACAACUGAUCAGACUAAAUGUCAGUAUGAGUAAGAACGCUGCUCUGUCAUGUUACUUUGUGAAUAUUCAGAACCUAAUUUUAUUUGUAUAAACAAACAUUUUUAUGUAUGUCCUAUUGCUAAUAGAUGCCAGUUUUUGGUAAAUUAAAAACUGCUGCUACUACAGAUCUGUGUUAAUAUUUUCUAUGAAAAAUCUUCCACUUCAUUUUAAUUGCUUAUUAAAGCAGUAAUGGUUCUGAAGAACUGAUGUCACUUUAAAUAACAUGUUAGCACGUUCUAGAAAACAAAAGCACUUAGUGCUUCUCGUACCUUCUUCACUGAAAACCAGGUAUUGGUGAAAAUACAAACAGGCAUUUCACUAUUUUCAGAUACAGUGACUGCUGUAUAAUGUUUACGUGCUUUCCUUAGGUCUUCAUCAUAUAUUUUGGAAGUAAUUGUAUACUCCUAAGGGCCUGUGAACAACUGAUGACCACUGUGUGGAAGCUGUGUUGGAGUCUGGUGUACUAUUGCAAUACUAUCACAAGAUGGCAUUAUGCAUCUGUUGGUUUCUAGUGAUCAAGAGGCAAGAUUUCUGACCUGUAUUCAGAUGUGCUAGUUCCUAUAUAAACAGUAAAUGCAGAACAGACAACAGUAAGUGUUGUUAUGGAUAAUACUGAAUAUUGUGUGAGUAACUUCUGGAUACUAAACAGACUUGCAGGUGAUAUUACAGGUGACUAGUAAGUUCUGUGUACAUGGCCAAGAUGGAGGGCACAGAGCGCACCAACAAAAAAAGCCUUUUGCUUUUUCAUCCAGACUGCAGGAUAUAUUGUAAGAGCAGUUAAAAGUAAGAUUCCAGCAAGAACGCAUAAAAUCACAACUCCCAUCAACAGAAGAUGCUUUUAGUGCUUUAAAAGUUCUGUGAUGUCUGUGUUGCUUUUAAAAUACUAAUUAUAUUGACCAUCAGUAUGCCUUUGGAGUAAUUUAAGUACCUGUGCUGUUUUGUUUGUCUUUGCCCUGCUUGUUUUAACCAAGAAUCCUGCAAAAGGCUAUUAACAAAACACGAUGCUGUUUAUAUAGGAAUUACAUGCUGUGUCUUGUGCAAAGCUAGUACACUGCAUUUAAGGCUGCUCUACUACUUGAAAUCUGUUCUGGGUUCUGGCCCAAAAGUACGGUAGCAGGAAAAUUGAAUGUAGUUUCCAGAAACUGGCAUGUAGGACCACGCUUGAGCAGGAGCAAAGUGAAGAUUACAGUGUGUCUGUGUACACGCUUAAGUCUUUGUGCUUUCCUUUAAAUGGUUUUUCUUUUGUGCUUUUUUUUGUGACUGAAAGCAUGAGGUACGGAGCCCAUGCUGAACUUCUGGCAUGCUGAGCCUUACCUUGAAAAGUAAGAACAUUGGUUUUCUCUCCAGUAGGAUUUCCCUGGAUUUUGAAAUCGCUGCUUUAGAAGCCAGAUGUACUGGAUGAACUAAGGAAAUAAGUGUUGAAAGUUUCUCACAGUUGUCUCAGAUAGCCUCUUCAUAUGCAUUGUGAGGUCAGAAAUAGAAGGCAGAGUCCUGCUGCUCUCUCAGUAGGAACUGCAGCAAGAGCAAAACUAAAAUAUAUUAGGAGCAGUUAUUGACAUACUCAAAAAAGAAACAGUGAGAAGGAAGAAAUUGCUUGAAUGUGGUUCUGCAUCCAAAUAGACUGGUUUUUUUUUUUUCCCCUUUGCACCUGAGUGGACAAUUCAUAGGUCUGGUCAGGUGAGUAAAGUUAUUUACAAAAAAUAAUAAAAAAAGUAAUGCUCAACUAAUAAAUCCUGUGUGAUUAGCAAGGUCUGUCCUCACGAAAUCUUAGGUCUCUGAAGCCAGUCAUUGCUGAUCUGAGAGGGUGUUUUAAUGAGCUGUAGGGGAGUAAGUUGCAAUCAGUUAAGGAUUUCCACGUAAGAGGGGUAGAAUCCUGAGGAGGAAAAUGAUGCUGAAUUUGGUAAUUCUGCUUAGUAUUGCAUCAGAGUGAGAUGGAAAAACUUUUGAUCAGCUUCUAAGCAGCUCUUCCAGAAGUGUUGUGGUUUAACCUGUGUGGUAGUUGCCUGUAGUAAACCUGCCUCCAGGUUUGAGUUUUAGGCACCAGCUCCAACCAUUGUCACUAUGGUCUCAAUUUUCCUUGAAGAAAGUGGAUGGAGCUUUUGCAAUAUUAUGAACACAUGAUUGCAUCUCAUCUAUGCUUUGAACAAAAUCAUCACUGUUUUUCUGUUUUGUUUUCACUUGUUCCUGAUUCCCUACAAGCUUGCUUGCUCUAUGAACAGCCACAAAAUCCUCUCUCAGUGCGCAACAGAACUGGACUGCAUGAAGAAGAGCUGAGAAAGCCUUGUUGGAACCACCAUCAUUAAAAGCUCAUCAAAACAAUUUAUUUUUUUUUAGGAUUUUUUUAAUGGAAAAAAAAAAAUCUGCUUUUCUAUGCAUGAAAGCUUGUCUGUGAUGUAGUUUUGCAAGCAAGUCUUGCACCAGUAGUGAAUCUGAAUUUGUCAUUCCUGCUGACCUUAGCUAAUAUUAACUGUCUUUGGUACAGUGUUUUCUGGUAUCCCAAAUGCUAAAUAGGGGAUACCAGAAAACAUUGUACCAAAGACAGUAUUUUUUUUUUUUUCUUCCUACUGGCCCAGAUUCCUUUUGUGUUCCAAGAGCCUCUCCCAUCAUCUUGGAAAAGAGUUGACUGUACCUAGAAGAAAAAUCCUACGAGUUUGAAAAUGUGAACUAGAUUAUGGUAUUCAUUGCUAAAUUCUAGCAUAUCUCCUAAUGCUGAAUUGUAUGAUGACAGAAAAAUCUGAAUUUAAAAAAAAAUGUGAUAGGUGGGAAAGCUGUUCUUCGAUGAAAAAACAUUUUAAAAACCUAUGAUGAAAACCUUA